AUGAUGACAAUGACAAGGUCAACAGUGGUGUCAUUGGCGACCCUCGCCCUUCUUUCUUACACCUCCGAUGCUACCGCAGUGCACAAACGAGAUUUGGAGGCGCCAAUCGAAAUCGAAGGAGGAUGGGAGUACCAGGGCUGUUACCUCGAUGUUGGCCGCACCAUCGACAAGGACAGCUUCCGCAAUGAUGAGAUGACCAACGAGAUGUGCGGUGAAUUCUGCUAUGACCGGGGCUACAGUACCUUUGGUACAGAGUGGUAUCAAGAAUGUUUCUGUGGCGACAAGUUGGCCCCUGGUGCUUCAGAAGCUGACCCCAAUGACUGCGACACCGCCUGCAUGGGCGAUGAGGACCAACCUUGCGGUGGAUCGAAUCGUUUGAGUCUGUACAAGCGCAAAGGUCCGGAUGUAAACCCUGGCUGGAUGGAUUACGAAGCGAUCGGCUGCUGGACGGCGUUGACGAGCCAGGAGCACUCGAUCGAUCCCGUCGACAUGACUGUCAAAAAGUGUAUUGAGGGGUGCGCCACUCGCGGCUACAUCCUCGCGGGCGUCGAGUUCGGCGGAGAAUGCUUCUGCGGCAACACAAUUACCAACGACCAUGAGCUCGCCGAAGCCGAUGAAUGUAGUUAUGCUUGCAGGGGCAACAGGACCGAGCUGUGCGGUGGCACAGGCCACAUGAACGUGUAUGACUUCAAGCUGCAGUUUUCGGGGCCACCGGCCACCACGUAA
Messenger RNA from Emericellopsis cladophorae, 726 nucleotides. RefSeq lists its product as uncharacterized. The transcript has 4 exons. NCBI's taxonomy places the organism in Eukaryota, Fungi, Ascomycota, Sordariomycetes, Hypocreales, Bionectriaceae. The coding region runs from base 1 to 726 and encodes 241 amino acids. The record is from RefSeq and is a predicted model, not a curated record.